Messenger RNA from Nilaparvata lugens (brown planthopper), 1858 nucleotides. Its product is annotated as shematrin-like protein 1. The record is from RefSeq and is a predicted model, not a curated record. The coding region runs from base 128 to 505 and encodes 125 amino acids. Lineage: Eukaryota; Metazoa; Arthropoda; Insecta; Hemiptera; Delphacidae. The transcript is spliced from 2 exons.
AGCCAUCCUGUGGCAUCCACUAUAAAAGUGGUGACUACCCGUUCAGCAAACAUCAGAUUCCCUUCAACCAUCUCAGGUGAAGUUUAAUCUUGUGAUACCAACACACACACACACACAUCUUAUCAACAUGAAAGUCGCUAUCGUAUUCCUGGCCAUCGUAGCCGUCGUCCUGGCCGAAGCCCCCGCUGAGGAACCCAAAGAGACUUCAGCUGCCGCCCCUAAGGAGAAACGCGGCAUCCUUGGAAGCUACGGAUACGGAUAUCCUUACCUGAGCGGAUACCAUGGUGUCAGCGACUACGGAUACCACGGUCUGGGAUACCACGGUUUGGGAUACCAUGGUCUGGGAUACCCCUACUACGGCGGAUAUGGAUACUCAGCCCCUCUCUACUCCAAGUCUUACUACCAUGCUCCUAUUGUCAGCAAGUCGGUGGUUCUCCCUUCAUACAGUCUGCCCUACAAAUAUUCCUCAUACCAUGCCGCCCCUUACUACCCAUACUUUCAUUGAGUAAUAUUACAAUAAUCAGUUAAUUUUUCACUUAUCAUACCAUACUGUUCCACAAGACCUUUCUAGAACUGACAAUACUUAGUUCGUUUUUUAUAUUGUAUAUUGCCAUAAUGUUCAAUACUUCCUUGGAGUACUCACAAUGCUUAGUUCGUUUUUGCUUAUUCAUUUAUUCAUAUGUAAAUACAAUUAAAGUAAAAAACAGGCAAAACAGGAUGUUGUAUCAUAACAUACUGUUCCAUACUCUCAUUAAGUAUCGACAAUACUUAGUUCGUUUUUUAUAUUGUAUCAUACUAUACUGUUCCAUACUCCCAUUAAGUAUUAACACUACUUAGUUCGUUUUUGAUAUUGUGUCAUACUGUUCCAUAUCAUCAUUAAUAAUUGGUCAUAUUUAGUUUGUUCUCAAUCCAUACUGUUUCAUACCAUACAUACUCAUGUUAAUACUUGACAAUACUUAGCUUGUUCUAGUUUUCUAUCAUGGUGCUCCAAACUACUAUUGAGCUCUGAUAAUAGGUUGUUUCCAGUACAGUUUUAGUUUCAUUUUCCAAUAGAUGAUCUCUAGUACUUGAUUAUUUCAUCAUGAAUAGUUUUUGAUAUGAACUUCGUAUCUCUCAAAAUCUCUCCAUCAUUGCUUCCAGUUAUCAAUCAGUUUAUCACAUCAGAAGGAAAUGACUUUAUAUUGUUUAGACCACUAAUUUAUCAAAACAAUUUGAGAUAUAGAAUAGAACUAUAGUACACUUUGAAAUUAAUAAAAUAAUAAAACAAUAAUACAAAUUGUAACGUAUCUACUAGUUUCGGUGAUCACAAUUUGAGAUAGUUUGUGUUGUGAUACCAUUAUUUAACAAUAACUCAACAGCCAGUGAACAAGUUUACUAGACAUUGAAAUGGUGUGAAAAUAGAAGUUUGUAUCUGAAAUUGUUUUAAUAGGCCUAAAUGAGUGGUUUUCACAAUAUCAAGUCAUUUUCAGCUAGUAUCUUGUUUUCAUCUAUCACAACAUUAUCUUCACAAUUACACAGAAAGUUUAUCAUAUAUUAUGAUAACUUAUAGCUCCUGUAGUUUUCAUAUCUCAUGAAUUUAACUUCUCUGUACUAUACAAUUAUCUUAUCAAAUCUCAUUCCUUCUUUAUAAUCUUGUCUACGUCUUCGUAUUGUCAUUAUCAAUGUACAUUUUUCGUUCUCCAUCGAAUCCAUUUCUUCUGUAUUGUAAAUCUCAUUAUUAUAUUCCUGUCUUCAUCUCUUAGUCAAACUUCAGUCUUGAAGACUUGAGUCAUUCUGUUGUAACUUGAACCAAAAAUUACUACGAUGUUACCAUUAAUUUUAAUGUUUAUUAUUAAUAAAGUUACAAUUUAGUACUGUA